AUGGAAACCCAGAUGCAUUAUACCGGCCUGAGCCAUCUCCACCACACUCAUCUCCGUCCCUCGUCCACCACACUCAUCUCCGUCCCUCGUCCACCACACUCAUCUCCGUCCCUCGUCCACCACACUCAUCUCCGUCCCUCGUCCACCACACUCAUCUCCGUCCCUCGUCCACCACACUCAUCUCCGUCCCUCGUCCACCACACUCAUUUCUGUCCCUCGUCCACCACACUCAUCUCCGUCCCUCGUCCACCACACUCAUCUCCGUCCCUCGUCCUGCGCACUCAUCUCCGUCCCUCGUCCACCACACUCGUCUCCGUCCCUCGUCCACCACACUCAUCUCCGUCCCUCGUCCACCACACUCAUCUCCGUCCCUCGUCCUGCGCACUCAUCUCCGUCCCUCGUCCACCACACUCGUCUCCGUCCCUCGUCCAUCACACUCGUCUCCGUCCCUCGUCCACCACACUCAUCUCCGUCCCUCGUCCACCACACUCAUCUCCGUCCCUCGUCCACCACACUCGUCUCCGUCCCUCGUCCACCACACUCGUCUCCGUCCCUCGUCCACCACACUCAUCUCCGUCCCUCGUCCACCACGCUCAUCAUGAUCCCUCGUCCACCACACUCAUCUCCGUCCCUCGUCCACCACGCUCAUCAUGA
Messenger RNA from Rana temporaria (common frog), 654 nucleotides. Its product is annotated as apidaecins type 73-like. The transcript has a single exon. The record is from RefSeq and is a predicted model, not a curated record. NCBI's taxonomy places the organism in Eukaryota, Metazoa, Chordata, Amphibia, Anura, Ranidae. Bases 1 to 654 code for a protein of 217 amino acids.